AUGCCAUCCGACAUACGCACCGAGGAGGUAUUCCGCUUCUUCCCAGGAGAACAGGAAGGCUUGCCCCUCAGCGCAUUUGCCCGCAUCAACAUCAAACGCUAUUCACGAGAAGGGGCCAUCUUCCACGAGUGGCUCCGCGUCUUUCUUGCCCCGAUCUUGGCCCAGCUCGACCAGCCCGUCGAGGAUCUCGUAGCCGAUUUCGAGCACACGCGCGCCGUCCUCCGCUUCUCGCAAGAGUUCCUCAGCUUCCGCAGGGUGGUCCUGACCCAGUUCCGCCUCCCGAAGAGUCUCGUCGAUAACUUUGACGAGCACGAGGGCUUGACCGUCGAGGGUGUGGGGCGCUUCUAUCUGGCGUACUACCGGGCGCACGAGGCGCGCAAGUCGCCGGCGGAAGAGGACUCGCACCAUGGCGCUGCCGGUCCGUCGCCCGCCUUCCAACGUCUCAUCGAGAACUGGUUUGUCUCAUCAGGCCUGAGCAUGGCCACUGUGCGUGAGCAAUUCGUCGGCGAGGCCUUCGCGGGUAUGCUGCGCGCGCUCGCGCCCCGUCAUGUGAUAGAACAAGCCGAAGGCGAGCGCUACUGGGGGCUUUUCAAGAGGGGGCUGGCGAGAUAUCUUCAGGUGGAUGAUCAGGACUGGGCAAACUUCCGUGAAUUCGGGGAGUGGCAUUUCCGCUUCCUCUUCGUCCACAACCUCCUCGACCGCAAGUCUCCUCGGGCGACGCUCGAGUCGCUUCGCCCAAUCCGCGAUCCCGUCACGUUGGGUGGAGCUUUGGCAGUCGGCCCGCCGCAUACUCAGAAUACCUUGUCACGCAAGAGGCGCGCGGUAUUGCUGGCGGAGACGGUGAUCACGCUACUAUACCACGUCCUCCACGUAUCGGACGAUCGCUCGGAUGCCGCCGCCGAGCUGGCGAUAUGCGUCUUUGCGGGGAUGCGUCAUUUCAUAUGA
Molecule: messenger RNA, 945 nt
Organism: Schizophyllum commune H4-8
Lineage: Eukaryota; Fungi; Basidiomycota; Agaricomycetes; Agaricales; Schizophyllaceae
Exons: 3
Coding region: 1-945 (314 amino acids)
Source: RefSeq, a predicted model, not a curated record